Messenger RNA from Mirounga angustirostris (Northern elephant seal), 750 nucleotides. It is a transcript of the gene CUNH19orf81, whose product is annotated as chromosome unknown C19orf81 homolog. The record is from RefSeq and is a predicted model, not a curated record. NCBI's taxonomy places the organism in Eukaryota, Metazoa, Chordata, Mammalia, Carnivora, Phocidae. The transcript is spliced from 4 exons. The coding region runs from base 1 to 579 and encodes 192 amino acids.
AUGUCUGAGGAGUGCUCAGGGCAGCUGACACUGAGUUCUUCAUCCCCAGGAGCCCUCCUUGUGGACCUAGAGACCCCAGAGGAGAUACAAGCCCGGAGCUCAGGCAGGCCUGUCAGAUCCUCGAAGCAGUACCUACGUCAGGUCAUUGCAGAAUAUGAGGCGCUGGACCGAGAGCUCCCGUGCAUCCGGAAGUUCCCCACACCACCCGCUGCCCAGCCUCUCUGUCUGUGCAUGGAGACCUCACCAGAGGAGGACCUUACCCACCUGGAGGUGCUGGAGGCUCUGCAGGCCGAGUUACCCGGAGCCAUGGAGAGCGGGCGCGUGAGCAGCAUCCGCUUUGAAAAUAUGAAUGUCAUCUGUGGGACUGCGGGGCGCCGGGACAGGUGGCUCAUCACGGUCACGGACUUCCAGACUCGCUCGCGUCUGCUGCGCUCCGGCAUCCGCCUCCGCGGGAACGCACACCCGCUGGUGCGCCACGACGAGCUGCUGCUGGCCGAUUACCGCCUGCACCUGCGCCGCUCCCUUGUGCGGCGGCGCAUGCUCGAGGCCCUGGGGGCGGAGCCGACCGAGCAAGACUAACACUUAGGGGGCGGGGCCCGGCUGCGCCCGUACACCGCCCAGCUGGCUCGGGCGGCCCGCCCGGAACCCCCGAGGGAAGGGGGCGUUGCCUCCCCAGGAAGGAGGCGGGGCCGGCUCGAGGGGGUGGAUACUGUGAGUUUAAUUAUAAAGAAUGACCUGGUACAAAAGCCA